AUGUAUAGACAAAUAAAAAUUGCAGAAGAGCAUCAAGAUUAUCAACGCAUACUUUGGAGAGAAAAUCCAACAGACAGAAUCGAGGAAUUUAAAUUAACCACAGUUACUUAUGGAACUGCUUCGGCCCCAUUUUUAGCAGUUCGCACAUUACAACAAAUUGCUGAAGACUAUAAUGGAGACAUUCUUAUUAAAAAUACAAUUAAAGAUGAUUUUUAUAUGGAUGACUUAUUGACUGGCGCUGAUACAAAAUUAGAUUGUAGAAAUAAAAUCAAUACAAUUUUCAAAUGUUUAAGCAGCGCUGGAUUUAAAUUGCGGAAAUGGAUGUCCAAUAAUCAAUCAAUCUUGAAAAAUCUUCCCAUUGACGCCGAAAAUACAAUACUGUGCAUAGAGGAAGAUAAUUCAAUAAAAACACUAGGAUUGAAAUGGAAUCCAAAAAAGGAUGCAUUUCAAUUCACAAUAAAUAUAUUAUCAAAUGAGAAAAUAACUAAAAGAAUGGUAUUGUCAAUAUACGCAAAAAUUUUUGACCCAUUAGUGGAGCAAAUUCGAAUUCCAAGAUGGAUGGGAGUCUCGAGUUCAGAUAAUUGGGAGUUACAUGGAUUCGCGGAUGCAUCUGAAGCCGCUUAUGCAGCGGUAAUAUACAUCAAAAUCGGUUUACAUAUAAACCUAUUGACUGCAAAGAGCAAAGUAGCACCAAUAAAAAACAAGAAGACUAUUCCCAAGCUAGAACUAUGUGGAGCUCAUUUAUUAGCAAAACUAAUGAGUAAAAUAAUUAAAAUUUUAAAUACGAAUCCAAAAACAUAUUGUUGGAGUGACAAAAACAAAGAGAAGUUUGUAAGAACUCGUGCAACAGAAAUUAAAAAUUUAAUUCCAGAAACUGAAUGGCGUCAUAUAAGAUCAAAAGAUAAUCCAGCUGAUGUAGCAUCUAGAGGCAUCUGUGCAAACAAAUUAAAAGAUUACAUGCUAUGGUGGCAUGAGCCUGCAUGGGUACCUAGUCAAAUCUAG
Molecule: messenger RNA, 1002 nt
Organism: Teleopsis dalmanni
Lineage: Eukaryota; Metazoa; Arthropoda; Insecta; Diptera; Diopsidae
Exons: 3
Coding region: 1-1002 (333 amino acids)
Source: RefSeq, a predicted model, not a curated record